This is a messenger RNA of Haemonchus placei, 894 nucleotides long. The record is from the annotation of a GenBank genome assembly. Lineage: Eukaryota; Metazoa; Nematoda; Chromadorea; Rhabditida; Trichostrongylidae.
AACGAUCCUGACCAAUCAAUCAGGAGUAGCUGGCUAUUGCUAGUUGAGGGCAAAUCUACUCUUGUAAACAAAUUUCUCGACAAAAAUGAAGAAGCCAAGGAGACCAUAGCUUUGGAGUACGUUUAUGCGCGAAGGACAAGAGGAAACAACAAAGACGUCUGCCAUAUCUGGGAGCUUGCAAGCGGAACUAAACUUGCACAACUCCUCGCAGUUCCUCUCGUCAAAGAGAAUAUCGAAUCGACUUCAGUCGUUCUUGUGCUGGAUCUGACUCGCCCCUACGAACUGUGGAUCACUAUGGAAGCUCUUAUGUCUGCUGCUUCCCGCUACGCCGAAGCAGCCAUCAGAAAUCUCGAUGACAGAGGACAAAUGGCGAUUAAAAACCGGUUAACAGCUAGGAUGCUCGACUAUAAAGAAGAUGCGAAAAUGUGCUCCCCGUUUCCAAUUCCACUUGUCAUUGUUGGCACGAAGUACGAUGAAUUCCAGUUUUAUUCGUGUUACAAUGAGCAACUGGUGAAAAUAGGAAGAAGUUGGUUCAGUCAUUUGGCUUUCGGUACUUCCAUUUUCAAAGGGAAAAUCGACGACCACAAUAAACCAAUCUACAUCGUCUGUGGGAUGGAUACUUUCGAGUCAAUCGGACCACCACCGAUUGAUACCGCUUCUUUUUCUCGAGCUGGACAACCAAUCAAUCUGUGGAAAAACGCUUUUUGCGACCACUUUGAGCAGAAGGAUCGUGACAUAACGGACAAAUCCACUGAUGACCAGCAGUUGUUCCGAGAACCCGCUAUCGACAACUUAGUAGCUCAGCGAGAAAAGGAUCUCGAAGUCUACAUUAAACAGAAGAAGGAUCGACAAGCCGCAGAGGCACGCGCAGCACAGAAGUUAACAUCGGUCUAG